UGUUAGCACCUAGGAAACAGCCCUUCCAAUCUCACGGAAAAAGCCAUAUCCUCCAGAGAUCGAACAGUUUUACAAGAAGAAAUACGAAAAAUCUCACAAUGCUUCAGAGAGCGAAUCUUGAUGAAAGAUGUUCACUAAAUGAACCAAGUAGAAUUGCCAACGACAGUCGAGAAGCAAAAUAUUCUUCCACUGAUUCUCAAGAAUUAAAAACGGAGGAGAAAUCUCCUCCAAUGACGAAUGCUUUGAAGGAACACCACGAAAUUGGAGAAAAUCCUCCGUAUUUUCCUCAACAAGAAGAUAAACAUCCCGUGAAAAGUGAAGGUCCCAUGGAACCAAUUGGACCUUGGGCGACAGGUUGCGUGACAUACAGUCCCCACAGUGGAAUGACGGGAGUACGUCCCGUAGUCGAUCGCUACUCAAUAACUCGUUACAGUCCCGGCGAAUGGCGAGCUCAUAAUCAAACAUUUUUCAACGAGUCCACCGAGAAAAUUCGAGAAGCUCAAAUAAUAAGAUCGGAUGCCCGACAAUCAAAAGAGGAGAUUUAUAAAGAAACUGAUAAGAGCCAACUGGAAAAUAGAGAUCGGCUCAGUGUACGAGCGGGUAUUGUUCAUCGAUGGAAAACGGAAUUGGAGCGAGCCCUUCUUGACAUAACUCAGGAAAUUGAAUUGCAAGAUGGGGAGCGACGUCGUGUCCAGCAGUCUCUGUCAGUUCUCACGAUACCCGAAUCAAUUGCUGCUGAGUUCUUGCAGCUUCGUUCCACUAGACUUGAGCCGGAUCUCGUGAAAGACGAUGUUGAAGCGGAAUUAGUAAAGGAAUUAGCACUCUGUUGGGAGGUGAGAAAAUUUCUCGAAAAAAGUAAAGAAGACAUUGAAGAGCAAUUACUUGAACUCAGAAGUUUUAAGAAUCGAAUGGAAUCAGAUUGGACGGAUAAAGCUGAUACUUAUGAUAUUGAUGCUUAUUGUUUGGGCCUGAAAAAUUCGUCUUCUUUAAUUAUGUUCAAAGAUGGUGUCACUAGAGUUCCCGCUAAUCAAAUAACACCCGAGGAUUACGAUAAUUUCACAAAGGAAAAUUUAACAGUAGCUGAGAAUUCAAGACAACGUUCCAUAAAUUUGCGAUCCACUUUGAAUGUCAAUUAUUCCAAUUCAUUGAAAGAUCUUCGAAUGCAAUCGAAUCGGGUGAAUUCAGCAUUGGGCGAGAAAAUUACUCUCACUGAACAAGUUUGUCAAAAUUUGGAAAAAGAACUUCUCAAGUGCUUACAGGAGCUCACAAUUACUGAGAAUUUAAUUGUAGAACUUCGAGGAUCGACAAAAAGUUUAAAUGAUGCUUUAAAAGUAGCACAAAGUCGUCUAUCGACACGUCUUCAACGGCGGAAUGUCGAAAAUUGCCGAGAUAUUCCACAAUAUGGACUCAUUGAGGAAGUGAAAAAUCUAGGAGAGAGUAUAUCGAAGUUGAUGAUUAAAUUGAGAAGAGCCGAAGAUGCACAAGCUGGUUUAGUGAAGUCAAGAAGUAAUUUGGAAAAAGAAAUAAUUGUUAAGCGAAAAUCUUUGUACAUCGAUCGAGAUCGUGGACUAGUUCUUCGAUCAUUCUAUCCAUCAACAACCGAAAUUUUGGGACAGAAUAUAAAAUGA
Leptopilina heterotoma is the source of this 1628-nucleotide messenger RNA. Its product is annotated as tektin-4-like. The record is from RefSeq and is a predicted model, not a curated record. NCBI's taxonomy places the organism in Eukaryota, Metazoa, Arthropoda, Insecta, Hymenoptera, Figitidae. Gene Ontology annotation, cellular component: nucleus; microtubule cytoskeleton. Bases 99 to 1628 code for a protein of 509 amino acids. The transcript has 8 exons. Gene Ontology annotation, biological process: cilium movement involved in cell motility; cilium assembly.